AUGAUUUUCUUAGACAGGUUUCCAGCGGGGACCCCUGCCGAUGAUAUACUUAAUAUCGACAAGCUGAUUGAACUGACUAAUGGUAUAAUCGACUUUUGUGGUAAGCACGAGGUCUUUGUCAGUCUGACAAAUUUAGAUUUACAAGGAGUUGCGUUGUAUCCCGUAAAAAAGGAGGUCGGGGGGAAUGCGAAGGUAUUACAGUUAGAAUAACUCAUACUCAUGCUUUUAAAUAUCUUUGGAUAUUCACCCGGCCUAUCACCUACGUAGGUUAUAGCCCGGGCGGCUAGUUUUGGCCGGCUCCUGUCAAUAGCGUGUACAGGUUCAAUCCGCCUAUCAGUCCCUUGGUGCAAGCCGCACCCAGUCAGCCAAACAGAUCACCAGUUGUUUGUGCAUGCACAAUAACCUACAAACCUAUAGGUUGCUAAUGCAGGGCUAUAACCCUAUAGGCAGAGGGUAGCACAAGGUUAUCAGAGAAACGCGCACGUGUCAACUAUAUUUAGCACAAGCACAUCUUCCUGGUAUUUAAAAUAUUCUCAUGAAGCACAUAAUUUAUUUAUUUGGUGAUUCGAUCCUCUUAUUUACGAAAAUUACAAAGCGAAGGAUGGGGAUUUCAAACAUUUUCUCGUAAUUAGUCAAAACCCAGGACCAUUCAGUCUAUUGUCACUUGCCCGCUGACUUCAGGAGUACAUUUUCCAAUGUCUGCUGCAAACCACAUCUAUCGAAGGAGCAUUGUGACCACAAUAGCUGAGGACCAAUUCUGAUUUAUGUUAGUCGGUCAUGAGCGUAUCCAUGUCACGCAAGUGUGCUUACCUCGAGAAUUGUAUACUGAUAUAAAAUCAAAUCAUACGACCUGAUUUUUAGUGUUUUACAGGUCGAAUACUAACAUCUUGCAGUCGCGUACUCAUAACUUGUUUUUGCGUCGUCUCUAGAUUUCACUUACCUGCGUGCAAACGUUUUAGGGGUUUCCCUGCAAUUUUCAAAAUCUCACUGCAACUUCUACUGCUUCUUGGUCAGUGAUAACUGUCUUUAAAAUUUUCAUAGUUUACAGUGACCUAUCUGCCUUUGGUCUUUUCGCGCGACACCAUCAUAGUGCCCUGGGUAGAAGGAACAGGAGAAUAAUAGUUGUUACAGUGCCUGUAUUAUUCCAUAAUACUUAUCGGUGUGAUUGCAUUCAGUUACGCCAUUUAACCUGCAGUGAAGUCGAAGGGAACGUAUUGCUAAAUAUGAAAGUUUGGUAUGCAUAAUCUUGUGCUAGAGUAAUUGUUAAGAACGGGGACGUUUUUCUCUUUAAGAAAAUCUCCAAAGCAGCACAGACCCACGAUGCAACAACUCUUGACGAACUUCUUGACAGGGAAAAGAAACUUGGUUGUGCUAAAAGGAGUUCUUCGGGGUCGUCAGCCCUCCUCUGGCUCUUUCGCACUGUGGAACUGAUUUUUGCCUUUUUGGCGGGCAUCGUAGAGAACCCACAGGCGGAAACACAUCAGGUCGGCCGAGACGCUUACUCCAAGACUCUGAUGAGGUACCAUCACAUAGCUGUCCGGAAAAUAUUUUACGUAAGCAAUACCAUGUUUCUAAAAUGUUUUGCUCUGUAACCUCGCCAGCUUGCAGACUUGCAUGUCUGAACAUUAAAGCCUGGGAUUCGUGCAUCGUCCUCAUAAAGUCACUUCUCUGCCGAAAAUUUAGUCAGUUCCUGAAUAAAGCUUUGAUAGGUGAAUGCUCAGAUGCACAACUCUUCUAGUGCACGUGUACUUUGAGGGGUUGCAUACACCUUUGUUCCCAAAUUAUGGAAACGGAUAGACCGUUAGGUAAUCGGACAUGUUUACCUGAAGACCUUGCAAAAUGAAAGCAAUUUAGCUCCAUAAUUUGGUUGAUACAACCAAACAGUUGUAUUUUGAAAACCACCCUCCGAGCGAUUUCCGAAUUUAAAGGUAAUGGAGAAACGGCCGAGUAUCCGGACUAGUUGUGGUUGUCCGUCCAAGGGAGGGAAGGACCCAAACCUCCGGACUACAUGGACACUGGCCUGACCUACAUCUUCAGUCACUGUAUUGAUCGUCGGACUCAUUAAACGAUAACGGCAAUUUUCCCAUUGAUUGCACGCGACAUUGUGCUGUGAGUAUGAUCCUCCACCACGGAGUGCGUCAUUAAGUGUACUUAGUCCUAAGGACAGUAUUCAAGCCGAACUGCUAUCGAUUAUGCUACGCCAGACUUCAGUCCGUGAUCAUCACAUGACCGGUGAUUACCCGUUCGGGUAUACAUGGAAGCGAAUAGGGAAUGUUGAUAGUCGGCAGAAACCAAGUGACGGGCAUAUUUUAUAUCCCGUUCCAAAAUUCGAAAAUUACAAUUAUUUUGGUUAGGGAGGUAUUUCGUCAAUUUCUGCCGCAACUUGCUAACCGAACCCUAUCACUUCAUGAAGUGAGCAGCAGCUAUCUUUUGAUAUACGGUCUCAUAGCGCACAAACACUGCAAUUAUAAUGUGACAGCGCGAAUCCGUUUGCCGUGAUAACAGGCGUUUAAGAUAAAUAAGGGCAGAAGGUAUAGCGUGGAAAAACUACGAUGCAUGUUCAGUAUGUGCCAUGGAGGUAUUCAUAUGUAUGCUCAAUGCAGUACCGACAAGGACGACGAGGACUGGGAUGACCAUUUCUGACUUGUCUGCCGUCGUCAGUCAGCCCUACCUGGCUCCAGGUUUUAGGGGCCCCUCAGAUUUGAAUCCAAGAUCAUUGAUAAUUGAGUAGAACGCCCAACCAUUGAGCCACGGGCCCGCUAUCCUGCGAUCGGAACUCCUUUCAGCAUUUAUGUGUUUGCCCUCAUGGGCACAACGGGACGAGCAUGUCCCGUGACCUGAAAGGCAAACGCAUUCUCAAUCCGAUGAAACGUUUUAUCAACAGCCUAAGGGCAACCCAAUAUACUCACCAAUAUCGGGUGUACUCGCAGGACUGGUAUUAAAACAACUAGGAGAAGAUGUUAUGCCAACUUUUAGGUCAAAAUAUGGCUUCGAUACGUAGAUGAUACAUUUUUAUCAUAAAGACCAGCGAAGUUGAGCAGUUGCAUCGGAGUCUGCAUAGUGCUUCGCCAGCUAUCCAGUUGACUCGCGAAGAGGCAACAGGAGGUAUCCUCCCGUUUCUAUACUGAGUAUCCAAAAAUCAGCUAACCUCGUAAAGAGCCUCCAUCGGAAAUGGUCCAAUACUGACAUCAUCCUUAACAAUGAAAACAACCAUCCUGCGGUCCAUAAAAGAAGCUGCAUCCGAGCCCUUCUCCACUGAGCCUCUCGUUACUGCACCAACGAUGAUCUACUCAGGAAAAGACUCACUAUCUUGUAUCGGCCAUUCCGUUUCAACGGGUACCCGAUAAAAUUUGUGCAAAACUCUCAGACACCAGAUACAAUCACAAAACUUCGGUCCUAAUGGAGAAACAGUUACGGAAAUUAUACUCUCUACCCUACAUACAGGGCACUCCCGAAGCGGUUGCCCGAUAAUUAAACCUGUUUGGAAUCUCCAUUCCUCCUUAUCCCUGCGCGCAACAUUAUCUCGGGUAAAAGACCCCAUACCCAAAGAGCAACAAACUUAUGUCAUCUAGCGUAUUCCGUGUGCUAACUGCUCUUGCACCUACCUUGAACAUACAUGCCAACGACUCGGAAUGCGUAUUAACGAAAAUAAACUGACUGUCUGCGGACGUGACCUUCUUUUCCCUCGUGUUUGCACACGCCCCUGAGUGCGACCAUCGCCUGAAGUGGUUGCCACGGCCAGCACUAAACAGCCGCGAGAAUUCCUCGAAGCCUGCCACUUUAGCACUACCACCAUUAAUCGCCAUGCCGGUGUAGACGCUCAUUGCGAAGGUCUGCAUGUCCAGCUCACUGUCUCACAGUCUUGCCAUUCCCUUACUCUAACAGGGCAAACCACAGCUAGAACUUCUAAGACCUCUAACAUUGACGCAUUGACCUCUGCCCCCAUGCCGCAUCGACGAUCGCUAUUUCACCGUUUGCAGUCUCACUGAAUCGUCAUUCCCCUUCCCUUCCAACAAGGCGAGCCGUAACAGUUCUCCGUCCACUCCCUCGCUCCAAAUCCUAUCGUAAUUAUGUGCCCACUCCUCACACACUAGUUGCCUGUUGGCCACUGCCUGUCCAGUCGCACUAACGGGCCCGGUUUGGCCACUUCACUUUCUCCUCUGUUCAUUUCAUCUGACGACGACAUGGUGUCACCAACUUGGAAAAUCUCGGGUAUAACUCGGUUUUUCCCGACAAGUCUUCUUCUUUCAUCUGAGAAUGCACGCCGACUUCGGUCUGGCAGUUGGUUGCCUGUGUGUGACCUUUGCCACCCAUACGCAGCUUGUUUGCUUCGGAAAGCCAAUUGAUUGGUGUGCGCCCAUUCCUGAGUGAAUAUAUAUGGAACGCAGGCAUCCCAAGAAAUAUAAUUUGAAGGGAAAUACGUCCUUUGGGAAAAGUAGAAAACUUUGUUAAGUAAAUUUUCGAUGCUGAUUCCCCGGGUUGUCGUCAUACUCGAGUAAAUGUUCAAAAAACAAUUAACAUUUCAAACGGGCUGAGAAAUAAACAUUCAUUUGGUGCUUCAACCAGUAAACGGUCGCCGUAUGCGUCGGUCUGUAUCGAUUGGCUUUCGUUUCUUCCACUUUUUCCUAAGAUUUUUGUACGUGGCAUCGAACUCGAUAUGCCUAUUGAUGCAUGAUUCAUCGGAGUACAUGGCUUCAAGGAACUCUGGGACUUUUUAGAUGGGCAAACUCCGACGAUGCCAGUUUUGUCCCAUGCGAAAGUGUGCCAGGUAUCAAGAGUGUGUAUGGCCAUUUGAGACAGGUGGUCUUGCCCCUUAACUGCCGGGUGAUGUUCGUGGGUGCGUGUAGAGGCAGAUUUUUCCGUCUAGUAGCACGUGGAAUUCUGAGAUCAUUUUCUACUUGAAAAGUACGAAGGUACUGUCCACAUACCGCGCCCAAAAUGUUGACUUGUAUGUUACGAGCACCAACACCUAUAACCUUUGGAAAAUCGCUUCAGCGAUGAAACCGGAUAGCGGUCAGUCCAUCGGCGUACCUCUGAUUUGCUUGUAAAAAGUCCCCUCAAAGGGGAAAUAGGAUUUGAGGCAGUAUUUGAGUAAUCGCACGAGGUAUCACGUUUAGGAGUGUUGUUUCAACGGCCAGACUCUGCGGUAUCGAGGUGAAGAGUGAGGUUACAUCAAACGAUACCGUGACCUCGUCUGUUUCGAGUUGUAGCUCAUCGAGUCUUUCCAAAAAGUGGACAGAUGAGCGGACCCUCGUAUCUGAGCCUGAGGUGAGGCAGUUCAGACGUAGGAACAUCCAUCUGGUCAGGUUAAAUGUCGGCGACCCGGGCAAAGACACAGUGGGACGAAGUGGGGCACCACCUUUGUGCACUUUGGGUAGACCGUGGGACCCUGUCAGGGCCGCUUGGGUCGGUGAAUAAAUUGGUGACGCAAAUGAACACAACGCUCCCCAUGCUACAGAAUAAUGGCGCGAUACUGAGGGCAGGACGACUGGGCGGCCAUGACUAGGCACUACGGUCUACCAAAAGUGCAAAAGGGUGGUCAUGAGAUCGAAGACCCCCCUGCCACGCGGCGAAACCGCAGAUAUCGUAUAUCGGGUCCGGUGCAGCUCCUGCGAAGCAAACUACGUUGGAGGGACCAGUAAUAGAUUGCAGACCCGCUUGAGCAAGCACACAAGAGCGGCGCGCAGAACGGAUCAGCUCUCGCUAGCGGCGGGACAUUACGCAGCUCCUGAUCGUACAUUCGCCUUCCAAGACGCCUAAAUCUUGGACUAAGGAAGCGAGCAGAUGGUCAGGAAGACGCUCGAAACCUGCCAUACCACAACUACCUCCAUCAACCGCUGUGUAACUGUCAGCAACCUUUCAAGCUCUACGGGUGCAGUUCAAUAAGCGACAAUGCGGGCGAGAAGGCAGACCGGACACGGCGAUAGUCGAACCCGGACCGAGCGAUAACACGGGUGGACGUGGAUGGUUAUCAGACACAAACGUAAACAGGGAACCGGUGACGAACGC
Messenger RNA from Spirometra erinaceieuropaei, 6009 nucleotides. The record is from the annotation of a GenBank genome assembly. NCBI's taxonomy places the organism in Eukaryota, Metazoa, Platyhelminthes, Cestoda, Diphyllobothriidea, Diphyllobothriidae.